This is a messenger RNA of Gracilinanus agilis (Agile Gracile Mouse Opossum), 501 nucleotides long. RefSeq names its product inactive N-acetylated-alpha-linked acidic dipeptidase-like protein 2. Bases 4 to 501 code for a protein of 165 amino acids. The record is from RefSeq and is a predicted model, not a curated record. NCBI's taxonomy places the organism in Eukaryota, Metazoa, Chordata, Mammalia, Didelphimorphia, Didelphidae. The transcript has a single exon.
AAGAUGGCCUAUCAAAAGGUGAAUGCAGAUCAGAGAGCCCCUGGACAUUCUCAGUACUUGGACAAUGAUGACCUGCAGGCCACUGCCCUUGACCUGGAAUGGGACAUGGAACAGGAGUUGGAGGAGCCUGGUUUUGACCGUUUCCAGCUUGACAGGGCUGAAAACCAGAACCUGGAGAAUUCAGAUGCUGCAGACCUAGAUCUUGAUUCCAUUCAGCCAGCCACAUCCCCCAAAGGAAGAUUCCAGAGACUUCAGGAGGACUCAGACUAUGUGAGCCGUUAUCCAAGAACGACACCAAAGAACAGCCACUGUAAUAUUUUCCGCUUCUCCAAAAUCUUUUGCACUCUGACCUUCUUAUUUAUUUUGGGAAUUGUGAUUGGAUAUUAUGCACAUACAAAAUGCCCUUCCCAGGAUCCACCUCCAGGACAAUCUGAUCCUCAGCUGUACCAAGAGAUCCUCAAGGAGAUCAAAGCAGAAGAUAUCCAGAAGCUUUUCAGGUGA